Penicillium waksmanii is the source of this 180-nucleotide messenger RNA. RefSeq lists its product as uncharacterized. The transcript is spliced from 2 exons. The coding region runs from base 1 to 180 and encodes 59 amino acids. Lineage: Eukaryota; Fungi; Ascomycota; Eurotiomycetes; Eurotiales; Aspergillaceae. The record is from RefSeq and is a predicted model, not a curated record.
AUGUCAAGGGCUAAUAUCCAUGAGAUUAACAGAAAUACUGGGGCUCACGAGAUCGAUUCGAUAUGCACAAACAUGGGCUUCGGCAAAUUACAGAUACCAGGGGAGGAUAUCAAGCCCUCCACACAAAUUGGAGGCUCCAAAUUGUUGUUUCGUUCUUAUCGUCUAUCCGUAUUUGACUGA